Molecule: messenger RNA, 1207 nt
Organism: Solanum lycopersicum (tomato)
Lineage: Eukaryota; Viridiplantae; Streptophyta; Magnoliopsida; Solanales; Solanaceae
Product: probable protein phosphatase 2C 80
Biological process (GO): protein dephosphorylation
Molecular function (GO): protein serine/threonine phosphatase activity
Source: RefSeq, a predicted model, not a curated record
UUUUGUCUAGUUUGUUAUCGCUGUUGAAAAUCUUUCUUUUAACUUGUGAAUAUGAAUUCACUUUAAUGUAUUCGCUCAUGCUAUAAGAGGGUUUUCUCAUCGUUGCUUCAAAUGGCGAUCGAUAUUGCUCCUCCGAAGAGAUGCCGGGUCACGGAUGAAUCGGAAGUUGACGUCAUCGCCGGCGAUUAUGACGAACGCCAUGAGGGAUUGACACCGGCAUGCGACUUUAUGGAUGAAGAUAUUAAGCCCUAUGAGACAUUCAUCCCUGAAGAGGUUGAUAGUAGAGAUGUUGCGGUCACUGGAAAGACGAUUAUGGUCGCUGGGUCUUUUUACAUUCCGAAAUUGAACCCAGCAAAGCCAUUAGGUGAAGACGCGAGUUUUAUUUGCCUUAACAAACAGGUGAUCGGUGUUGCUGAUGGUGUUGGUGGGUGGGCGAAAAAGGGUAUCGAUUCAGGUAUGUAUUCAAGGGAAUUGAUGAAAAACGCUGAACUGGCAAUUCACAAACAGAGUAAUAGUACUACUACUACUAGUAUUGAUUUGAUGAAAGUUCUUAAUGAAGCUUUUUCGAAAACAAAGAAUAAGGGUUCUUCUACUGCUUGUAUUCUGUCUCUUUCCGAUGACACAUUGCACGCUGUUAACAUUGGAGAUAGCGGAUUUGCAGUAAUAAGAGAGGGGACAAUUGUGUACAAAUCGAAAGUUCAGCAAUCAAGGUUUAAUUGUCCUUUUCAAUUGGGGAAUGAGAGCACCUCUGAUAAGCCGAAUGUAGCGGAGAAAAUCAGUGUUCCAGUGAUUGCAGGGGAUGUGAUCGUGUUGGGAACCGAUGGAUUGUUUGAUAAUGUUCAUGAUUUUGAGUUAGAAACAAUUGUGAAUGCGGGGGUGGAUUCAUGGGAAUCGGAUGUGCCUGAGACAUUGGCAUGGAGGAUUGCGCAGUAUGCAUUAGACAAUGCCAAGAACACAGAGGUCUAUACGCCUUUUACGAGAGAGAGUCAUAAAGCUGGUAUUGAACAUAAUGGUGGCAAGAUUGAUGAUAUUACUGUCAUUGUCGCCUAUAUUUGGCCUCUCUAGUGUGCUCUGGAUGUCUCAUCUAAAUUAGAGUCAACAAUUUUUUAUGUAAAUAAUUGUUCUUCAUUGGUGACGAACAAUCUUACAUAAUUUGAUUUUCAUGUUUGAUCAUUCAAGAUUUGAAUUCUGUAUCAAUAUUGCAACA